GCCAGAAACAAUAAAAUGUCACAUAACGUUUGGUCUCUAUGUCUGAGCUACAGUCGUACGUGUCACAUUACCUUGACUGUCUCAUGCGUUUUAAUCUAAAUUCAUUGUAAAUUCGUAAGCUACUGAGCAGUGGUGUAGAAUUGCCUAUAUUUGUUUUGGUGUGACGUGAAACGGAAAUGGUAACUAAGAACAGCAGAGAUUUCUAGAAAGCUAGAAGACGCGAAGCCGAAAAGGGUAGUAUUUUUCGAUGAUUGCUACACAUGGAACAGAGGAAACGAGAGUUGUGCAAACAGAAUGGAUGAAAAUGAUCAAGCCACGCAGGAGGAACGCCCGAGCCUCCACUCUCUGUGCCAGCGGCAGACGCCCCAGAGCUAUGCCAGGGCGAGGCAGCUCCUGGAGGACCCUCUGACGUCACUGGAUGCGUUGGACAAGAACGGCAUGACGCCUCUGCACGUCGCUGUCGUCAACAAGAACGCGAGAAUGGUGGAGCUGCUCCUCCAGAGGGGCGCCAACAAAGAGAUUCCCAGCGGAACGUAUCAGUACACGCCCUUAUUCGAGGCGGUCAUCAAGCAGUCAGUUUCAUGUUUGAAUUUACUGCUUGACGCCGGCGCCAGCGUGAACGCCCGAGACGUCCACGGCAAGUCGGUGCUGCACACGGCGGUGCGCCAGGGCAGCCCCAUGGUCGGCCUGCUGGUGGACAGAGGUGCGUCCGUCGUCUGCCCCGAAUCCAAGUACGGCCGCACGCCCAUCCACAUUGCCGCCGAGUUGGGCGCGACGGAAAUCUUGGAGACCCUCCUGUGGAAAUGUUCGAAGGGCGCAGACAUCAAGGACAAGAAGGACAUGACGCCCCUCCACUUCGCCGCCGAGCGGGGCCACCGGAACUGCUGCCACGUCCUGCUGAGACACGGGGCCAACCCCUCGGCCAAGAACAGGUGCAACGAGACCGCCCUCCACAUCGCCGUCAGGAACUGCUACCUGCUCACCAGCCAGAUCCUCCUGUCGUACGAGCACGACCUCAACAGUAAGGACAACAACGGAUUCACGCCGCUUAUACGCAUCACGACUUGCAAGAAAUUCGACGCCGAGAAGGUCCUGUGCCUCCUGCUGGAGAGGCGGCCUGACCUGAACGCGACGUGCCCCAACGGGGACACGGCGCUGCACCACGCCGUGAAAGGCGGCAGCCAGGACAAGUGUCGCAUCCUGGUGGAGGCGGGCGUGGACUGCAACGUGCAGAACAAGCACGGCAUGACGCCCCUCCACAUCGCCGCGAAGAAGAAGCUCCCGGAGUGCUGCGCCGCCAUCCUGCGGCUUCCCCUACGACGAGAUCUUCUUGAACUCGAGCAGCCUGGACUUCGACGGGCGGGAGAGCCUCAGGAGCGGCGCCGACGGCGAGAGGAGCCGGCUCAGCCUCGACGUGAGCACGGAGAGCAUUCGGGACACGGAGCGCUCCACGAAGACUAAGGUCGACGUCAACAUCAAGGACAACAACGAUAUGGC
Molecule: messenger RNA, 1497 nt
Organism: Penaeus monodon (black tiger shrimp)
Lineage: Eukaryota; Metazoa; Arthropoda; Malacostraca; Decapoda; Penaeidae
Product: ankyrin repeat, PH and SEC7 domain containing protein secG-like
Exons: 4
Coding region: 295-1461 (388 amino acids)
Molecular function (GO): protein binding
Source: RefSeq, a predicted model, not a curated record